AUGCCCGAGGAUGCGGCCGACCCCUUCAGUGACGACCAGUCGCCAGAUACCCUGCCAGACUACUCGUCGCAAGUUGCUGGUGCAAGCCGUUCACCAUCCGUGAUCACAGUGUCUCGGCCGCCACGCUAUGUGCACGUUGAGCGGCCCACAAGCCCCCUCAUGUACUCAUUCGUGUCAUGGAACUCAAAGUCUAUGCUCGUCGUCCCUCCGCGAGACGUCGAUCCCGGCCGCGGCGCAAUAUAUUUCAUCUCAGUCAAGCUCAAUCUGCAGCCUUUUGCGCCGCUGUCGUAUGUCACGACCGUGCACAGAGGAUCCGACUCUACUGGAGAAUUUGUGGGCGAAUUUGAGCUCGGCAUCACUCAUCCUCGUGCGACAGUUACGAUAGGCAGCUAUACUACACGCUUGAAAAACGUGCUGGUCAACGAACCAAAGUCACCGCGACAAUUUACAUGGGGACAUGAAGAUAUACGUCUUCGCUGGGACUGUCGGACAACACUGGACGAUGGCUCAUACAUGUGCAUAUGCUCGAACUCUUCUUCCCAUCAGAUAGCGUCUUUCGUCCCUCCCCCUCUCGAUGCUUCCCCACCACUACCGGAUGCCACUCUAACUGUUUUUCCUGAUGGCCAUCGGUUGUUCGACCACAUUCUACUCUCAGCCCUCAUCAUCGAGCGCAAAAUGUCCCUGUCUGCCUGA
This is a messenger RNA of Postia placenta MAD-698-R-SB12, 693 nucleotides long. RefSeq lists its product as hypothetical. Lineage: Eukaryota; Fungi; Basidiomycota; Agaricomycetes; Polyporales; Adustoporiaceae. The record is from RefSeq and is a predicted model, not a curated record. Bases 1 to 693 code for a protein of 230 amino acids. The transcript is spliced from 7 exons.